AUGGCAGAGCCCAGUAGCCACAAGCCAUUCUUGGCCUCACCAGCUAUCGAAGAUCCGGUGCAGAUAGAGCUGGUCUCAUCGCAUGCAGAAUCGUUGACAUGCAGAGUCAAAAACGAUCUGGCAUAUGCAGUCGAGGUGAAACUUGAGGACUCCGAUGUGUGGGAAGUGCUGUAUCCCACCUGCUGCCUCGAGUUGGACGCAUCCUCUGACCUCCAAGUGUCGGUCCGGCUCAGGGAUGAUGCGGAAAUCAGAGGGGUUUGCGAAACCGCACGACCUGGCAUAACCCUGUGCACUUCUACGGAUUUUGGACCUUUCUAUGUUGCGGCGGCCACAUUCAUCAUCGAUGAAAAAACGGCAGCUCUACGGGAGGCUGUACUGCGAGAGGACCGUAAACGAGAGAUGGGCAGAGCACUGACCCGAAGUGUAGACAGGGCAUGGGUUCGAACGAAGAGCGAGAUGAUGUACAUGCUCGCCGUUGUCGCCACGCUGCUGUUGGCACUCAUGAUCUUCUGCACGGUCUGGGCUUUCCGAGAGGAGCGCCAGCUACAGGCUGCAGGGCUUGGCCUGGCAGCAACACUGCUGUGCUGCUGCACAUGCGGGGCAAUGGACGGCUCAGCCCGGUCAGGUCAGGCCGACAUGGAAAGCGUCAGAGCUGUUCGGCCGAGCCUGGCGGGCGUCGGGCGAUCCAACGCCGAAUAUUUCGAGCCAUCUCAAACGCUUUACUUACUUUACAUCUGUUUGUUUGUCAUCAGCUGCAUCUGCACGGCUGCCAUGACAGUGGCCUUCCGCAUGAAAGGCUUCGUGUGGCAGAUCGUGCUCCUUUGGCUGUUUCCACUGGUGGCGGGAUGCUGCUUCUGUUGCAACCUGGAGGACCAACGACGAGCCUGUUGUUGCCUUUCUUGGCCUGAGCUCCUGGCAAGGUGGGUCGGCUGCCACCGAGUCAUCGCUAAGCUGAAGCGGCCCGGGAAGGAGGCCCUUCAACGUGCCAUCUUGGACACGAACCAGAAGACGAUCGUGUUCGAGGGCAACGUGAUCCCUGGCCGGAACACAGUGAGUUCCUGGCCAGGCAAGUAUGAAUCAGCCUGGGACACCUUGGUGAAGCGUAGUCGUCAAGAUGGCCUCAGCGCAGCCGUGGUCUUCCUGCCUCAGGGUUCCGAGCACUUCGGUGUCCAUGACGAAAUACCGAAGGAGGAUGCGAACGGUUUGCCGCCUCACCUCACAAGAGGAUGCUGGUGCAUCCCCUUGUACGGAGAAGAGAAACCGUGGGGGUGCCGCUGGUGGUCCCGAUGGAUUGAGAACAUUGAGCGCGCGGUCGAGCAAGGUGCCACCCUGGAAGUGUAUUACUUUAACAAGAUGGUCGGCAAGGGAAAAGUUCAGAGUUUCAUCACAGCAGGUGAAGAACACCUGCGGCGAGAAGAGAUAUUCAAUCGAAAGUCUGAUUUCAAAAAAUCUGAUAGUUUUCUGCAAGCCUUACAAGCUGGCCUUGGGAAGCUGCCCACGGACAAAGGGCCAGACUCAUCUUCUCCUUACAGCCGUGAAGAGCAUCGUCUCUUCCUGUCUUGGCUUCCAGAGCAGGAUCGGAGAUUCCUCGAAGAGUCCGAAGGUCUCGGGAAUUCACAGAAAGCCGAGGUCGCAUGGCUGGAGAGGAAAGGCUAUGACUACGUUGAAAAGGAGGUCGACGCGUUGGCCCCAACAGGUCCAGCCACACCUGCGACGUCAAGCAGCGUCCCUUCUGAUUCGCCGGGGACGUCAUGCAGCGCUUGA
Symbiodinium natans is the source of this 1764-nucleotide messenger RNA. Lineage: Eukaryota; Dinophyceae; Suessiales; Symbiodiniaceae. The record is from the annotation of a GenBank genome assembly.